Octopus bimaculoides (California two-spot octopus) is the source of this 598-nucleotide messenger RNA. RefSeq names its product ragulator complex protein LAMTOR2. Gene Ontology annotation, molecular function: molecular adaptor activity; guanyl-nucleotide exchange factor activity. The record is from RefSeq and is a predicted model, not a curated record. Gene Ontology annotation, biological process: positive regulation of TOR signaling. Lineage: Eukaryota; Metazoa; Mollusca; Cephalopoda; Octopoda; Octopodidae.
AUGUAUCAUAAAAAGCAAUUAGUAACAGGUGUAAACAUAUACGGAUAUCGAUAGUAGAUACAAAGUUGACGAGGGCGAAGUCUACUAAUUUUACAUCAUGAAAUACAAAGGUCUUUUGCCGUCAUUUCAAAGUGGUACCUGAAUAUUUCAUAGCGGAAUAAUUUCUUCUUAAAUAUAUCGCCAUGUCAUCAGAAAUAUAUGAUGCAGACGGCGCAAUGCUGAAACCUAAAGUUUUAACCGAAGUUCUCCGUCAAGUGAAUACUUCUGGAGUUCAGAGUACUUUACUUCUGAAUCAAGAAGGGGCUUUAUUAGCCUAUGCUGGCUAUGCUAACAAAGAUCCCCAAGUUACAGCAACAAUUGCUAGCAAUAUUUGGGGUGCAUAUGUGAAAAGCGGAGAUAUGGCCUUAGAUGGUGACAAAUUGAAGUAUGUUUUGUUACACAAUGAGGAAGGUAAAGUUGCAAUUACCUGCGUAGGAAACUUACUUCUUUGUAUUUAUGCAAAAGAAACUGUAGAUUUUGGAAUGUUAAAAGCAAAGGUAAGAUAAUCUUUAUUUCCUGUUAUUCCAUUCUUAACUGAGAUAGUCAAAAAAUAUUGUUC